Synchiropus splendidus (mandarinfish) is the source of this 1739-nucleotide messenger RNA. RefSeq names its product NADH:ubiquinone oxidoreductase complex assembly factor (gene ndufaf3). The record is from RefSeq and is a predicted model, not a curated record. Gene Ontology annotation, cellular component: mitochondrial inner membrane. Lineage: Eukaryota; Metazoa; Chordata; Actinopteri; Syngnathiformes; Callionymidae. The transcript is spliced from 5 exons. The coding region runs from base 291 to 920 and encodes 209 amino acids. Gene Ontology annotation, biological process: mitochondrial respiratory chain complex I assembly.
CCAUCAACUCAGCCUUCUCCGGACUCCACCAGAGUUACCUGUAUUUUCUCGAUGUACGAGGCGGGGAUGUAGCCAGUUUCACCGGAGGCGCAGCGCGAGCCCAGCCACCAGUGUUUGUUGCUGCGCUCCAGGAUGAGGAAGCUCUCUCCGGCCGUGAAGUGCAGCGAGUUGGGCUCGGCGGAUCGGAAAGCGUAUAGAGACCGUAUUACACAAGACAGGAAGUGGUAACCCGGUGUCACCGUGAAUUGGGCCCCCCUACACGGGAUGGCUGGCGUGUGAACUUCAGGAACAUGGCCGGUUUGGUGGGGAGCAGAGCGCUGCGCAGGUCCUUGCACAGGCUGCUGCUCACUCCCAACACGGGACUGGCUCGCAACAGUUUGUUUCAGUCUCGGGGUCACAGACUGGGUCCCACUGAUGAUGAAAUGUACCAACGGACAUCAGUGUCUGUCAUGCAAAGGGAGGCUGGCAGUGAAAUGCUGAUCCUCAGCUACAGUUCCACUGGCUUCAACAUCAACGGAAACAGGGUUUUUGGACCCUGUGCUGUUUUACCGCCGGCUAUCCUGCAGUGGAAUGUUGGCAGUCAUCAUGACAUCACUGAGGAAAGUGUGUCUCUCUUUCAUAUGCUGGUGCCAAGGAUAGGUGACGUACACACAAGUAAAUAUUUGCUGUAUGUUGGUAGUGUUUAUAAUGUGUUUUUAUUUGUGGCCACAGAGAUCCUGGUGAUGGGCACCGGUGCCAAGCUGGAGCGGAUCAAGCCACCAGUCCUGGCUCUUCUGAAAAAGAAAGGCAUCGCAGUGGAGGUGCAGGACACGCCAAAUGCAUGUGCAACGUUCAACUUCCUGAUUAGUGAACGAAGGAUAGCAGCCGCUGCCCUCAUUCCCCCUGCGGUGAGCUCAGCCCUGGAGCUGACGGAGGAGUAGAAGACUGCAAAUCAUGGUGGACAUUUUAAAAAAGGUUCCCCCACGUCACCCAUGUGAUCUGCUGAGAUCUUGGGCAAGCGCACAACAGGGUGACAGUUUUUGGGAUCAGCAUGAUCUAAUGUUUUUUGUAUAUAUUGUGAAUAUUUUGUGUUGAAUGAUGACCUGAAAGAUGAAUCCUAUUCAGGGAUUUAAUGGUUUAAUCCUCCACAGUGCAAACAAGACAAUGGCUGAUGUCACAUAGACAAAGGAGAGUGGAUAAGCACCAGAAAGUGUGUUGGAAAUGCCCUGCAGCUUUCAGCCUGAGGUGGCUGGAGUGAGUGUCCUUCAUUUAGAUAAGCCUCUUUAGUCUGUGUGUCCGUCCGUCUGUGCGAGGACAUAUGUCAUAAUACACUCAAGCUCCAUAUAAAGAAUCCCCAAAUCCUCCAUGUCCAUCUCUAAUCUUCACCUCGCCAUAGGGCCAACAGAUAUUUUAGCUUUCAGAGGGUUGUGGACUUCACUUGAAUGGCUGUGUGUCUUCUGUUAUUUCGGAUGGUAUUUAUUACAGUAUUUCUCAUUUUGGCACAGCCAACAGUUGCUCAAUAAAAACCUGAUACCAUUUUCUUGUAUGAGUCACAUCCAUUUUGGCUAAACAACACACAUGCGUGGCUCAGUUUUAGGAUCGGUCCGAGCCCUCUUCAGAACUGGUUGACUGGUUCCGCUGCGACCAAAUACUGCUGAUAUCAGAGCCGGUGAUGCGCCUGUACAUGUCCUUGAUGUCUUCAUACUCGCUCCCAAAAUGGUCCGUUUCAUCAAAAGAGCGGGAGACAAACAUCUAGAAAG